Messenger RNA from Rhododendron vialii, 1614 nucleotides. RefSeq lists its product as uncharacterized. Gene Ontology annotation, biological process: positive regulation of cytoplasmic translation. Lineage: Eukaryota; Viridiplantae; Streptophyta; Magnoliopsida; Ericales; Ericaceae. Gene Ontology annotation, cellular component: cytoplasm. The coding region runs from base 98 to 1309 and encodes 403 amino acids. Gene Ontology annotation, molecular function: zinc ion binding; mRNA binding; translation regulator activity. The record is from RefSeq and is a predicted model, not a curated record. The transcript has 8 exons.
CUUUGUAUUUGUUUCGUUUCGUUUCGUUUCGUUUCGUUUCUUUGAUUGCCAGACUCUCUGUACGCGUGAAUGAAUUAAUGAAUGAAUUCGUAGAGAAAUGUGGUCGUCGUCGAUUUGGUCCUCCGUUGGAGUUUUUGUGCCUCAAUGGAGACUCAAUACAACCUUCCGUUUCUGGGUUUUUCUCCAUUCCAAGAGAUAUACUAGUAGUAUUAGCUUUGUCCCUUCGCCUAUCUCUUCUUCCUUAACCGAUGAUUCUUCCCCGCUGCCGUCCAACAAUAUCCAGGUGGGGUAUGAUCCCUCAGAAGACCUCUUCGGACUUGCAGUCGAUCUCCAGCCUAGGAAUCUUUCUGCUGAUUUACCAAAACCUAGAUCCUGGUUUGGUCCAAAUGGCCAGUAUAUCAGAGAGUUACCUUGCCCAAGUUGCAGGGGAAGGGGCUAUACUCAAUGUACAGAAUGCGGAAUAGAGAGACCUAGACUGGAUUGUUCACAUUGUAAUGGAAAGGGCGGAAAGACUUGUCAUAGGUGCUUGGGAGAACGUGUCAUAUGGGAAGAGUCAAUUGAUGAACAGCCAUGGGAGAAAGCCCGUUCUGUCUCACCAUUUAAAGUAAAGGAAGAUGAUGAAGUUGACAAUUUAGACCUAAAGUUGGAUGUGAAGCGGAAAUCUAAGCGUGUCUACCAGUCUCCACCCCCUGAAGUUGGUUUAAAGAUCAGCAGAUCUUUAAAGAGCCUCAAUGCUAAAACUGGACUGUUUAGUAAUAGAAUGAAGAUCAUCCAUCGGGAUCCAAUGCUUCACGCUCAAAGAGUGGCUGCCAUUAAGAAAGCAAAACGGACCGAGGAGGCAAGGAAACAAGCAUCUGAAUCUAUGAGAGCUUUCUUCCAUGUUCCAGAAAACCGCCACAGGAGAAGUGUUGCCAUGAAAGGAGUGAAAUAUUAUUGCUCAAACUGUGGACGAGAAGGGCAUAGGAGGCACUACUGCCCUGAACUUCAAGACACGAUAGACAGACGCUUCAGCUGCCAGUUAUGUGGUGAAAAGGGGCAUAAUAGAAGAACCUGUAGUAAGUCAAAAUCAGCUGAAUCAAAAACUAAAGUUCCCAGGAAUAAUUUUUGCAGCACAUGCGGUCAAAGCAGGCAUAAUCGCAGGACGUGCCCGCUAUCCACCGGGCAAAAAGCAUAUGUUGCUGAUACAAUGAAAGUUGUUGAUUCUCCUAAAAGUCGCAUUUACACUUGCCGUAUGUGCCUAGGAAAAGGGCACAACACGAGGACAUGCCCUAGUAGAAGCAACCCAUUGAUUGAGAAAUCUGAAACUUAGUCGUUACCCAGUGCUUGCUUUCUUCUUUGUUGUCAAGUCACAGCAAGCCUAGUUGUGGGUUUCAGCCGGUUGAGAUGGACUGACAAGUUUGACAAUCAAAUACAAGAAUGAUGAUUGGCAAGUAUGUACUAAUAGGAAUGAUCCGACUGGGAUGAUUGUUAAUGUUUGCGGAGUGUAUAUUGUAUGGUGGAAAGAAGCAGACUAUCAUAAUCCAUUCAUUAGCCUUGUAAACAGCUGGUUUUUUCUGGAGCUGCCGAAAAACAAAUUUUAUUGAGAUAGGUUAGCCAGUGUUUCUCCUUUGUGUA